Daucus carota subsp. sativus is the source of this 1380-nucleotide messenger RNA. RefSeq names its product protein APEM9. Gene Ontology annotation, biological process: peroxisomal membrane transport. The transcript is spliced from 6 exons. The record is from RefSeq and is a predicted model, not a curated record. NCBI's taxonomy places the organism in Eukaryota, Viridiplantae, Streptophyta, Magnoliopsida, Apiales, Apiaceae. The coding region runs from base 114 to 1142 and encodes 342 amino acids.
AUUAAUUCAGCUUCCGAGUAACAGACAAACGGGUUAUGAUAAUCGGGUUGACCUAUAUUCAGUAAAAAAGAAACCCUAGUUUUUUGCCUGUUCGAGAUUAAACGACAGCAAAGAUGAGUUCUACUAAUUCAACCUGGGAUGAAAUCGAUCGCUCCGAAAGCUAUCUCGUGUGCUGUAUGUACGAAGAAGCUGAAUCAUCAUCAGCUUCUCUUCUCAAACAAUUACUAAAAGAAGGAUGUGAUGAAAUUGAAAUUGAUGCUGGUGAGUUUAAUGAUAUGUUGGAAUCAGCUGGUAUGGUGUUCGUUCAAUCCCUCAAUCAGCUCGGGAGGACAUCCGAAAUCCUGAAGGAGCUCAAAAUGUUAUUUGGUUCAGUCAGCAUUAUACCUAUCCAAGUUUUUCUAACAGGGGUCUGUUUUCAGAUGCAAGAAGGCCUUUCUGAUGUUCGAGAAUCUCUUGAGGAAUUUCUUAGCAUGUGGGAAUGUGUUGAUGACGAACACUAUAUUCGUGCCAGUACCGAGAAGGAUCUAGAUAAUUUGGUAGGAUAUGGCGGUCCUGCUUCGAUAGAAGUCGACAAGUAUCUUGAAGUUGUUGAGGUGUAUGUUGUAACACUUCUUGCGGUGCUUCAGAGGGACCUUAACUUUGCCAUAUCUUGGGUUGAGAAAGCUUCAUUACCCGAGCAAAAGCGACAGGAACUCUUAAGACGCCUGAACUCAAUGUAUGCUUAUAAAGCCACCAGCUUGUCACAAGGCAAUUCCUUAAAAGAACAAGAUGUGGACACUAGAUCAGCAAUGGUAUCUGACAACGCAAACUUACGAUCUGUUAGUGACAAUGCUGCCAAAGAAACAAUUAUGAGAUUAUCUAAACAGAGAGUUCCAGGAAUCUCCUGGUUCAGGAAUAUCACUUUGAGGUUUGGCAAUGCAGAGUUGGUUAUAUCAAGUAGAGGUAUCCUACUAGGGUGUCUGAUAUUACUUACAUAUUAUUUUGUCCGGAGAAAGCAGGCUGAUUUAAAAAGGGUUCUAAAAAGACAAGCUCUAAAUGUGAAGAAAGCCGUGACGGACUUGUGGCAGCUUGCAUUUUCAUACCAGGUGAACCCUUUAGCAGCUGUUCAGCCUCUCCCUCCUGCCUCACAUGGAGGCCGAUGACAAAUGUCUUUCGUUCAUUAAGUUUCUUCACAUGAAACCAGAAUCACAUUUCAAGGACAAGAAACUCUGCCGAACAUUUUGUGUACACACCUCCAGACCUGCAAACUUUUUGUUUUUGAAGUCACUAUAUACAGUUCCCCUUGAUUUUUAUAUCAAAUUGAUCUAACAACAAUAAGAUUUGAUACAUUAGUGUACGAUGAAAGAAAUCUGGAAUAAAAUCGCAUGUUUUAUAUUAACA